Messenger RNA from Maniola jurtina (meadow brown), 1540 nucleotides. RefSeq names its product zinc finger protein GLIS3-like. Gene Ontology annotation, molecular function: DNA-binding transcription factor activity, RNA polymerase II-specific; RNA polymerase II cis-regulatory region sequence-specific DNA binding. The transcript has 4 exons. Gene Ontology annotation, cellular component: nucleus. The record is from RefSeq and is a predicted model, not a curated record. Lineage: Eukaryota; Metazoa; Arthropoda; Insecta; Lepidoptera; Nymphalidae. Bases 279 to 1508 code for a protein of 409 amino acids. Gene Ontology annotation, biological process: smoothened signaling pathway; regulation of transcription by RNA polymerase II.
AAAACAGUUGAAUUAUAAAUAUUGGUGGCAAGUUUACAUAAAACGGCUGAAACUGUACAUUUUCCCCAUUGAAAUACCAAAACAAGGACGAAAAGAGAGGCUUAUUUCCGGGAAAAGUAGAGCCAAAUGGUUCGCAGGGGACUCGGCUUCUUAUCAGUGCGCCGUCAUUCGAGACGUUUUAUAAGUAGGCACGCGAGCGGCAGCCAACACUACACGCACAGACCGCGUAGUGGCCAGUUCGUUUGAGAAUAAUACAUCGUUUAUUAGCUUAAGCCACAAUGUUAGUGUUUCCGCAACUCAUGCCCGAGAUAAGGGACGGAGGGUGCAGGCUGUCGAGGUGGAUGCCAGCGGAGCGGUUCGCCCCAUACUUUGCGAGGCCGAGUGUUUUUUCACAGAUUGAAAAGCAGGACGAGGAUGAAGAUUCUCGAGGUGGGUCGUCCCCGGAACAUUCCAAUGACUCUGGAGGGGAGAUUGGGGAAGGAGUUUGUGGUUGGAGGGGGUGCGGCGCAAGGUUCCCGAAUGUGGCGCGUCUGUCCGCGCACGUAGCGCGGCUGCACGCGCACGCGCACAGGGACGGCCUCUUCUACUGCUCUUGGAAAGACUGCUCCAGACCUCAAAGAGGAUUUAAUGCACGAUACAAAAUGUUAGUCCACGUGCGAACACACACAAACGAACGCCCACACACAUGCAACCAAUGCCAGAAGAGUUUCUCCAGGGCAGAAAACCUGAAAAUUCACCUCCGAUCUCAUUCUGGGGAAAAGCCUUAUGUUUGUCCUUACGAGGGUUGCGGAAAGGCGUAUUCAAACUCCAGUGAUCGUUUCAAACACACACGUACACAUACAGUGGACAAACCCUACUGCUGCAAAGUGCCAGGGUGCAACAAACGGUACACCGACCCAUCCAGCCUGAGAAAACACGUCAAGACAUACAAACACUUUGCCACCGAUAAGGAAAGCCCGAGACGGGAAUCAUCUGACGAACGCCUCAGCUCCGAUAACUUGUCGCCAAUAAGGGAAAACAGUUCCUAUGUCAUCCAACCUCCAUCACCACACCGCCUAACGUACACUCCAACUUGUAUUACAUCACCUAAAUUGUCAUAUAACUCGAUGAUUCCAUCGGAUACAGCGUUAGGCGCACCUUUGACUUACGCACCUGUGAUGGAUCAAGUCAGCCAUCCAUAUUCUAGGGCCCUCGACCUUUAUCCUAUGAGAGUUCCCCAUAACGAAAUGUCCUAUAUGGAGUAUUCACAGAUGUAUGACCACGCAUACAGGAACUACUAUUCCUGCAGCUUCAAUUACUCUGUACUGAGACCAAAUGUCAAUGAGAAAGUAUUCGCCUAUGACGAACAGGAGAGGUUUCAAGAUAUUACAUUAAAUGAUACAUCGGAAACACAUGUUACGGAAGACGCACCUCUAAAUUUAAUUUGUGCUAAACGGGUGGAAUGCCCACCUAUUACUGAACUAGUCAGACACACAGACUUGCCUUUAGAUUUAAGUACUAAGACUUGAUCGUUAAAUAUAAAGAAAUAUUUAUUUGGAAA